Messenger RNA from Gekko japonicus, 1943 nucleotides. RefSeq names its product family with sequence similarity 206 member A (gene ABITRAM). NCBI's taxonomy places the organism in Eukaryota, Metazoa, Chordata, Lepidosauria, Squamata, Gekkonidae. The record is from RefSeq and is a predicted model, not a curated record. Gene Ontology annotation, cellular component: lamellipodium; dendrite; nucleus. Gene Ontology annotation, molecular function: actin filament binding; actin monomer binding. The transcript is spliced from 5 exons. Gene Ontology annotation, biological process: regulation of actin filament polymerization; dendrite morphogenesis; regulation of filopodium assembly. The annotation marks the transcript as partial.
CUAGAUGUAAAAGGUAAUCCAUGUGAAGACCAUUGCAUAUUGCAGCAUUCAAACAGAAUUUGUGUCAUUGCUCUAGCAGACGCCCAUCCUGUUUUACAGAAGGGAAAAGCAAUCGAGAGAAUUAGCUACCAGAUCAGCGCAAACUGCAGCAGGCUGCAAAAUAAAGUCUCUGGGAAGUCAAAACGGGGUGCUCAGUUUCUAACAGAACUUGCCCCUCUGUGUCGCAUUUACUGCUCCGAUGGGGAAGAAUAUACCAUAUACAGCUGCAUUCGAGGGAGAUUAAUAGAAGUGAACGAAAGCCUUCUCGGCGACCCGUCAAUCCUGCAGCAGAAGCCUUUCACAGAUGGAUACGUUGCAGUUGUACUACCAAAAUUUGAGGAAAGCAAAACUAUAACUCAGGGGCUUCUGACGCGGAAAGAGUAUGAAGAGGUUUUGUCAAAACGUUUUAAUUCCGCUUCUUGAUGACCUAGUUCUACACACAGCAGAUAACAAUACACAGAAGAAUGAAGUAUUUCAUAGUUGAAAUGUGGACGACAGGUGACUUCUGGGGUAUCCUACUUAAGGGGACGCAAGACUGGAUACAGGAAUCUUCAGUUUAUUAUAGCCACAUGAUUGGAAAGCUGUUCGUUUCCACAAGACAGAGUAAACUGAAUGAGUAACACUGAAUGUUAAUCCUAAACCUGUAAGGAAGCAUGUGCAGGACUGAACACACGACCAUCAAAGGUUGCUUGAUCCUGCCCUGAAAUGCAGGAGUGCGGGGGGGGGGGCAGUGCUGAAAUAACUACCUUGCUCCUUUAGAAAUGAGAAGAUUUUAAUGCCAAUAAAAGGGUCUUUUUAAGAUCCAUGUUUCAUUAGUAAAGUGUGUUUGUUUCUUUAGUAAGUCCAAAAAUGAUGAACUACCAUGGUGUGAUCUUGUUACCAUGAAGAUUCAGAUGGCUGUAAUAAUCAUCCAGUUCCAGAGAGUUGGGUGGGAAUCCACCCGCAGAAAGAGACAUUCACUGGCAAACAGCAGGGCUUGGAUCCAGCAACAGUGUCCAUCCACGGACUGCGACUUCGUCCUGUCUCUUGCCUCCCCCUGCAGCCCAUGAAUGCCUCCUGCAGUACUGCUCCUGGGGGACAGGCGCCCACCCCCCUGAAACGGGGAGCCCAGGGGGGGGAAGGGGCAGAAAUCCUCUGUGGGUGCCCGACCCCAAGAUAUUCAGUGGUGUUGGCUGGCCUAAGAUGAAGGGGUGUGUGUGGGGGGGUAAUGGGGGGAAGUGCGGAACAAGGGGUGUUUAACCAUGAGGCUAGUUGGCUGCCCCUCACGUCGACAGACAGCCCUCGUCUUUCCCAAGAGUCCCCAGUCUGCACCCCCCUGCUUGCUACAGCACAUCUUGUCUGUCAUCAGGGGAGGUUUCCUAAGAGAGGGCUGUUUACCGUUUUCAAUAUAGCUAUGAUGCCAGGACCAUAAUGGCUAGUGAUUCAGCACCGUUGUGCAGGAGCGAAAUGACGUUCCACUUAAGACCGCUUAAGGCACCCGUUCAGAACAAGCCUGGAGUACUUUUCGGGUCUGAGGCUCAAGUAAUGCCCCUUGUUGUGCUAGUGACUGGCUCCAAACCACUGCAGGCAGUUCAAAAUCCCUCUUAAGUGGAUAAAACUGUCUUUGUGACGCCACAGUUUCUAAGGCACGCAAAGUAACUUGGACUUACUCGAAUCAACUGAACUUGCUUGAGUCACUUGAGUCAGUGCUUGGAUCCUACAGUGACAAUUCUACUAGUACAGAGGUGUGCACAAUAUUAAAGAGAGCCUAAAAUAAGCUCUUAACCGUAACUGGCUUCCUCAACGCUACUAAUAUUUUUCAUUUUUAGCUUAAAGUAGUUGGCAAAUGUGUUCAUGAAAAGGGAAGUUUCCAGAAGGCUCUCAUUAAACCUUUCUUGUAAUCCGUUGAUGCAUCCAGAAGAGGU